Messenger RNA from Salvia hispanica, 1559 nucleotides. Its product is annotated as beta-amyrin 28-monooxygenase CYP716A378-like. Gene Ontology annotation, molecular function: heme binding; oxidoreductase activity, acting on paired donors, with incorporation or reduction of molecular oxygen; monooxygenase activity. The record is from RefSeq and is a predicted model, not a curated record. NCBI's taxonomy places the organism in Eukaryota, Viridiplantae, Streptophyta, Magnoliopsida, Lamiales, Lamiaceae. Gene Ontology annotation, biological process: sterol metabolic process.
UUCAAUCACAAACACAUACUCAAAAAAAUGGAUUCAAUUAUGUUUUUCACCAUUGCAACUCUUCUAAUCUCCACAAUUUUUGCGAUGAUUCGAAGGUCGAGAAAUCGGAAUCCGAAUCUGCCCCCGGGCAGCCUCGGGUGGCCGCUCGUGGGCGAGUCGCUCGAGUUCCUCCGCGCCUCGGUCGACGGGGAGCCGGAGGAGUUCGUGCGGAGGAGGGUGAAGAGAUAUGAUUCUCAAGUUUUUAAGAGUAGCCUAAUGGGGGAGAAUAUGGUGUUCAUGUGUGGGGCUGCCGGGAACAAGUUCUUGUUUAGCAACGAGAGCAAGGCGGUGACCGUGUGGUGGCCGGGGUCCGUGAGGAAGCUGCUCGGGCCGUGCUUGGCCACGAGCACGGGAGAGGAGGCGAGGCUCGCGAGGAGGAUGAUCGCGUUGUUCUUGACCCCGGAUGCCUUCUCGAAGCUCUAUAUCAAGACUAUGGAAACGGUCUGUCACCAGCAUAUCAAAACUCACUGGGAAGGUAAAGAUGAGGUCAAAGUGUUUCCGACGAUCAAGCGGUACACGUUUGGGCUUGCGUGUCGGCUUUUCAUGGGGCUCGAGGACGAGGAGCAUAUCGGGAAGCUAGCUUUGAUGUUUAAUAUUUUCCUUGCAGGUUUAAUCUCGUUUCCGAUAAAUUUUCCCGGGACGAGAUUCUGGAGGGGAAAGUUAGCAACACAUGCGAUCAAGGAUGAAGUGCUAAAGAUAGUGAGAGCGAGGAGGUCUAGUUCCGAGCAGAAACUAGACCUUCUUAAUCAUCUGAUUACCACCCCGGAUGAGAGAGGCAAUUAUAUGACCGAUUCCGUCAUUGUCAACAAUAUCCUCAUGUUGCUUUUCGCGGGACACGACACCACUAGUGUCACCAUCACCAUGACUUUCAAGUGUCUCGCGGCACGCCCAGAUAUUUAUGAAAGGGUUCUCAAAGAGCACGAGGGCAUAGGCGAAUCCUUGCAGUGGGAGGACCUACAGAAGAUGAAGUACACGUGGAGCGUUGCGUGUGAAGCUUUGAGGCUUACACCGCCCGUCAUUGGUGGGUUCAGAGAAGCCUUGGUUGACAUAGACUACAUGGGCUACCACAUUCCCAAGGGAUGGAAGUUGUUUUGGAGCGCCUCCAACACACACAUGGACUCGGGCUUGUUCCCGAGCUCGGCCGACUUUGAUCCAUCGAGAUUUGAGGAGUCAUCGGGGCCGGCCCCAUUUACGUUUGUGCCAUUUGGCGGGGGGCCGAGGAUGUGCACCGGGAAAGAGUUUGCUAGGCUGGAAUUGCUUCUACUAAUGCACAAUUUGGUGAAGAGAUAUAGGUGGAAGCUUGUGUAUCCUGAUGAGAAAAUUUCAUGUGAUCCAAUGCCCACACCUCUCCAAGGUCUUCCUGUUCGUCUUCAACCGCAUAACUAGUUGAAGUCUUUUCUAUUGGAAAUCAAGACCGGGUUUUAUUUUGUGCAACUGUUGUGUUAGAACUUUUAAUUUUAAUGUCAAGUUUAAUUUUAUGUAAUGUCUUGAAAUUUGUCUAUCAUUCAUAAGUUUACUGA